CCUUCCUCAUCCAUCAUCUCAUAAGUAGAGCGCAUCAUUUAAGCCAAGCAAGCGGGGGUCAAUAAAAAUCCACCAUGAAGACCUUUCUCAUCCUAGCCCUCCUUGCUAUCGUGGCGACCACCGCCACAAGUGCAGUUAGAGUUCCAGUGCCACAAUUGCAGCCGCAAAAUCCAUCUCAACAACAACCACAAGAGCAAGUUCCAUUGAUGCAACAACAACAACAAUUUCCAGGGCAGCAAGAACAAUUUCCACCACAACAGCCAUAUCCGCAUCAGCAACCAUUUCCAUCACAACAACCAUAUCCGCAGCCGCAACCAUUUCCGCCACAACUACCAUAUCCGCAGACGCAACCAUUUCCACCACAACAACCAUAUCCACAACCGCAACCACAGUAUCCGCAACCACAACAACCAAUUUCGCAGCAACAAGCACAACAACAACAACAACAACAACAAAUCCUUCAACAAAUUCUGCAACAACAACUGAUUCCAUGCAGGGAUGUUGUCUUGCAACAACACAACAUAGCGCAUGCAAGCUCACAAGUAUUGCAACAAAGUAGUUACCAACAGUUGCAACAAUUAUGUUGUCAGCAACUGUUUCAGAUCCCCGAGCAGUCGCGGUGCCAAGCCAUCCACAAUGUCGUUCAUGCUAUUAUUCUGCAUCAUCAUCAACAACAACAACAACAACCGUCGAGCCAGGUCUCCUACCAGCAGCCUCAGGAACAAUAUCCAUCAGGCCAGGGCUCCUUCCAGUCAUCUCAGCAAAACCCACAGGCCCAGGGCUCUGUCCAGCCUCAACAACUGCCCCAGUUCCAGGAAAUAAGGAACUUAGCGCUGCAGACGCUGCCAGCAAUGUGCAAUGUCUACAUCCCUCCAUAUUGCUCGACCACCAUUGCGCCAUUUGGCAUCUUCGGUACUAACUGAGAAGAGAAGAACUCUAGUACUAGAUAUAUGAAACACCGUUUUCUUAAUCGACAGUUUGAUCGUUGUAGCGGUGAAAAAAUAAAGUGUCAUGCACUAUCAUGUAAGAACCCGAACUAUACUAGUUCAAACUUGGGAAUAAAAGACAUACACAUGUCUUGUCUGCA
Messenger RNA from Triticum aestivum (bread wheat), 1087 nucleotides. The record is from RefSeq and is a predicted model, not a curated record. Lineage: Eukaryota; Viridiplantae; Streptophyta; Magnoliopsida; Poales; Poaceae.